AUGAGUCCUUCUACAGCAAUCUCUCUCUUGAUGUUCAUAAUGUGGAGAUGCUGCGCACGAGAACAACCAGAGCGGCAUCCACCUGCAACUGGAUUUCAGAAGUGCCAAGAAGCCUUGAACCGUCCUAUGUUGGGAGUUCUUCCUGGAGGUGGCUGGGAUAAUCUGAGGAACUUGGAUAUGGGUAGAGUGAUGAGCCUCAAUUACUCUUUGUGCCAAACUACAAAAGAUGGGGCUUACAUCAUCCCCAAUGGCAUCUUCACCAUUGCUCUUAAACAAAGCUUGCUGGAGAUGAACUCUGAGAUCGUUGAGUCUUGGAUGGAUUAUCAAUGUAGCACUGCCAUUUCCAUCAACGCAGGGCUGUCUUUUUCUCAUCUCAAUGGCAGGUUCUCCACUGACUUUCGCAGAGCGAAAACUCACCAACUGAGAGAUAAGUCUGUGUCCACAAAAGUUCAGAUCAGGAAUCUGAUGUACUCUGUAAAAAUGGACCCUUCCGCAAAGUUAGACGAAGGCUUCCAGCAACAGCUUGUCACCAUUGCCAGCCAGCUGGAGAAAAACAAGACUCAAAUGGCUAACUACUUGGCAGAAGUCUUAGUGUUGAACUAUGGCACUCAUGUUCUCACUGGAGUCGAUGUUGGAGCCAGCCUUGUUCAGGAGGACUAUAUCAAAGCUUCCUUUGUGAAAGAUGGUCAGUCCAGGAGAAGUGCUAUCACUGCUGCAGCUGGUAUCUCUUUCCAAAACAUCAUCAACUUUAAUAUGGGUGUUUCAGUGAGCACAGAAGACAGUUUCACCAAGCAAUACCAAGGCAACCGUACUAGUUCUAGAGUGGAGAGCUUUGGGGGUCCGCCUUUUUAUCCUGGGAUUACCCUGAAAACCUGGCAAGAAAGCAUCACCAAUCAGCUGGUGGCUCUUGACCGUUCAGGCUUGCCUUUGCCAUUCUUCAUCACCCCAAAUAAUUUGCCAGGACUGCCCAGCCCCAUUCUGAAAAAAUUGUCCCAGACUGUAGAAUCUGCCAUUGACCGCUACUAUACAUUCAACACUUAUCCCGGCUGCAUCAAUCCAGCCUCACCCAACUUCAACUUCUAUGCCAAUGUGGAUGAUGGCACCUGUGAAGGAAUGGCAACUAAUUUUACCUUUGGGGGCGUCUACCAGGUCUGUGCUCGAUUAGAAGGCCCUGAUGCUGACGUGCUCUGCCAAGCCCUGGAGCAGAAGAACCCGCUCACUGGAGACUUCUCCUGCCCUGUGGGUUAUACCUCCAUCAAACUGCGAUCUCAACAACGUGAGGAAGGAUUCAGCCACUUGGAUUGCCAUCAAGAUUGCUUUCUUUGGAAACUCUUCUGCAAUUGGAUUUGCAACGACCUUUUCACACUCUCCAAAGUGCAGUUUAGCUCCCACUGGUGUGCAGCAAGAGGCCCCGUUCCUGAAACCUCCUCAUUUCUCUUUGGAGGACUCUUCAGUUCCAAGAAUACUAAUCCUGUCACUAAUGCUCAGUCCUGUCCCUCCAGGUACUACCCACUGAAGCUUUUUGACCAGCUCAAAAUAUGUGUGAGUAGCGAUGAGAGGGGAAAGCGACAUUCAGUGCCCUUUGGGGGGUUCUUUAGUUGCCAAAUUGGAAACCCACUGUCCGGAUUGCCUAAUGGGACAGAAAAUGACUCGUAUCUCAAAAGGUGUCCAGCAGGAUUCAGCCAGCAUCUGGCUCUGAUCAGCGAUGGCUGCCAAGUGGAAUACUGUGUCCAAGCUGGCCGCUUUACAGAUAAGUCUUUACCUCAAGCCCGGCUGCCCCCCUUCACUCGCAGGCCAGCCAUCAGCUUCCUUGCUACUGACAUCAUCCUCGUUACAAGCAGCAAUGGGGAUCAGACCUGGGUCAAGGAUCCUCAGACUCAGCAAUGGAAGUCGGCCAACUCGGAUGAUGUGCUCCACUACCUGAAGAGAGGUGGGGAUGCUGGUGGGAGUUUGUCAAAUGGAGAAGCAGCAGGGAUCACUAUUGGAGGAACUGCUGGCUUGGCCAUUUUGAUCGGACUAGUUGUUCAUGUGUGUAAGAGGUAUAAGAAAAGGGAGUUUAGCGAGACAGAGGGAGAGAAGACAUGUCUGAUGUCAAAUAAUCCUGUCUAUAACCUCCUAACUGAAAUGGAGGGUACACUCCAGCCAGAGCAGGAAAAACAACCAGUUUAG
Molecule: messenger RNA, 2169 nt
Organism: Protobothrops mucrosquamatus (brown spotted pit viper)
Lineage: Eukaryota; Metazoa; Chordata; Lepidosauria; Squamata; Viperidae
Gene: MPEG1
Product: macrophage expressed 1
Exons: 1
Coding region: 1-2169 (722 amino acids)
Biological process (GO): defense response to bacterium
Source: RefSeq, a predicted model, not a curated record